This is a messenger RNA of Paraphaeosphaeria sporulosa, 1533 nucleotides long. RefSeq names its product MFS transporter-like protein. The record is from RefSeq and is a predicted model, not a curated record. Bases 1 to 1533 code for a protein of 510 amino acids. Gene Ontology annotation, molecular function: transmembrane transporter activity. The transcript has 2 exons. Gene Ontology annotation, biological process: transmembrane transport. NCBI's taxonomy places the organism in Eukaryota, Fungi, Ascomycota, Dothideomycetes, Pleosporales, Didymosphaeriaceae.
AUGGGAAUAAAAGAGAUGGCGCGUCCAAGAUGGCUGCAAAGCUUCACACAGCACGGGGCCAAGCCGCCCUACCUGCUCAAGUAUCGCAGCUCAGAAGCUUUCAUCGUCGCAACUAUUGCGCUGGCCAUUUUUACGGACAUGUUCCUAUACGCUCUCAUUGUUCCGGUCGUUCCUUUUGCAAUCGAAACAAGGUCCCACGUCAACGGCUCCAGAGUUCAGUACUGGGUGUCGGUCCUGAUCGCCAUUUACGCUGCAGCACUGCUCUUCUUCUCGCCUGUAUGCGGCUGGCUAGCGGAUAGGAGUUUGUCGCGGCGCUCACCUCUAGUCGUGGGCCUAAUUGCACUGCUGGGCGCGACUAUUCUGCUGGACAUAGGGAGUAGCAUUGGGAUAAUGAUUGCAGGGAGGAUCCUGCAAGGAACGAGCGCGGCGGUUGUGUGGGUCGUAGGAUUAGCGCUGUUGGCCGAUACGGUGCCGCAGGAGCGGCUUGCACAGGCGAUGGGAUACGUCGGCGCUGGUAUGAGUAUCGGUAUACUGAUCGGUCCGCUACUGGGUGGAGUAGUGUUUGACCGCGCGGGCUACGGAGCUGUCUUUGGGAUGGCGUACGCUUUGAUUGGGCUUGAUAUCCUUCUCCGCUUGCUGCUCAUCGAGAAGAAGGUCGCGGCCAGGUGGGACCCGGAAGCAGGUGGUAGAAAGAGAAGUCACAAUGUGGAGAGUGAAGAGCAAAAAAGCAACGACGCAGUACCGGGCUCGUCGAACGGGCUUGAGAAAGAGGCCGCGGUCAAUAUGCCAACGGUCCCUGAGCAAAGCACCUUAGGCUGGCCAGCGCAGGGGCCGCGUGAAAACGGCCGCACACCGACGAAACGUCGAAUACGUGACCGGCUACCGCCCCUCCUGUCUCUCCUGUACUCCCGUCGGCUUCUUGCAGCACUGUUCGGCGCUAUGAUGCAAGCCGCCAUCAUGACAGCCUUCGACUCGGUACUUACUAUCCACGUUGCGAACACUUUCCAUUGGACCUCCACCGGCGCAGCUCUCCUCUUCCUUCCCAUUGUCAUACCUUCCUUUCUGGGUCCGAUAUUCGGAUACCUCAGCGACCGCUACGGGGGGCGCUACCUUGCCACGAUUGGGUUUCUCUGCGCAUGCCCACCGCUGGUCUGCCUUCGCUACGUCGAUUCCAAUACGAUACGCGAUAAAGUGCUCAUAUGUGCACUACUAUUCCUUGUGGGACUGAGUCUGACGAUGACCUUCCCGCCGUUCAUGGCGGAAAUCUCCGCUGUGGUGGAAGCGAAGGAGAAGAAGAUGAUUGCGGACGGUAUGCGAGGAUACGGACCUGGGGGUGCCUACGCACAGGCCUAUGCGCUGUUCAACAUGGCAUUUGCUGCAGGAUGUACGAUGGGGCCAUUACUUGCUGGGUUCCUUGUUGAACAGCAAGGGUGGUCUACCAUGGCUUGGAUACUUGGCUUGCUGUCGGCGGUUGCGGCCGUGCCGACCUUUUUCUGGAUGGGCGGGUUUUUGUUUGCCAAAGCCCCUAGAUGA